AAUCUGUUUUGAAGACAGGGCCACACUGAGUCUGAUUGGCAUUAGACAAAAACAACGUACGUCUGCAGUAAAAUUAACGAAGAUAUUUUUCCCCACUGAUAAAAGCCGCAUAUAUAUAUUCUACAUGCCAAUUAUCGAGCCCAACGACUGAGCCACGUCCUGCGUCACCGCUAGAAUUCCAAUCACAUCGAACGGACAGCACCUGGAACGGACAGCACCCGCCAUGGACUCCCAUUCGCGUUUCGCACCGAGAUUGCCAGGCCGUCAAAAUACUUAACUGAAAGCAUUACUUGUCCUGCCAUCAAUCCUAUCGUCGAUAACUCGGAUGAGCCGCAGCCCAGUCUCUCCGAUCUCCACGACUUCGAGCCGAAGCUGGAGUUUGACGACACCGAACUGCUGGCCCCAUCGCCCCUAGAAAAAGAUGUUAUGGUCGGCGAUUUUGUCCUGGCAGAUGAUCCAGAACUAGAACCCGAAGAAGAUGUAAAUUCACUGGAGGACGAUUUUGAGGACCAACUCAGGGAACAGUCGGAGAACUUUCAGGCGCCCAGAAACAAAUGCGAUUUCCUGGGAACCGACAAACAAGGUCGUCACAUAUUCGGCAUUUAUGCAUCUCGCUUUCCCGAGAAAUCCCAGCUGGAAGGUUUCGUUCGUGAAAUCAUCAAAGAGAUCGAACCAUUUGUGGAGAACGACUACAUCUUGGUUUAUUUCCAUCAAGGCCUCAAGGAGGACAACAAACCAUCCGCACAAUUCCUGUGGAACUCGUACAAGGAGCUCGAUCGCAACUUCCGCAAGAACCUGAAGACGCUGUAUGUGGUGCAUCCGACGUGGUUCAUACGGGUCAUCUGGAACUUCUUCAGCCCCUUCAUCAGCGACAAGUUCCGCAAGAAGCUAGUCUAUAUCUCCAGCCUGGACGAGUUGCGCCAGGCGCUCGGUCUGAACAAGCUGAAGCUGCCGGACAACAUUUGCGACCUGGACGACAAGCUCAAUCCCAGUCGGAAGCCAGCGACGCCGCCACCCAGCAGCAGCAGCAGCAGCAUAAAUGCAUCCCGGCAGCAGCAGCUCAAAAUGGCGACGACGCAUCAAUUCGGAGUGCCCCUCAAGUUCAUCGUGAUGAACAGUCCAUGCCUGAACUCGAUUCCGCCGAUUGUGCGCAAAUGCGUUGACUCACUGUCCAUUACUGGCGUGAUCGACACGGAGGGCAUAUUCCGGCGAUCCGGAAACCACAAUGAGAUCAUGGCGCUCAAGGAGCGCGUCAACCGAGGCGAGGAUGUGGAUCUGAAGAGCGUGAGUGUCCACGUGAUAGCCGGCCUGCUGAAGAGUUUCCUGCGUGAUCUCGCCGAGCCGCUGCUCACCUUCGAGCUGUACGAGGACGUCACCCGAUUCCUGGACUGGCCCAAGGAGGAGCGGUCCAGGAAUGUCACCCAACUGAUACGCGAAAAACUGCCCGAGGAAAAUUAUGAACUGUUCAAGUACAUCGUAGAGUUCCUGGUCAGGGUGAUGGACUGCGAGGACCUCAACAAGAUGACCUCCUCCAACCUGGCCAUCGUGUUCGGUCCCAACUUCCUGUGGUCGCGCAGCACCAGCACCUCCCUGGAGGAGAUCGCCCCCAUCAACGCGUUCGUCGACUUUGUGCUGCAGCACCACAAGGACAUCUACUUGAUCGACGUCAAUCAGAGCACGGUGUCCGUCGAUUAACGACUGGCCCCCCACAAACAAGUCCGUAAUUGUAAAUUGUAUGAUUUUAAUGUUAGUCCUAAGUGAACCAAUGGUUAGCUAAAAAGAGAACACACAAAAGGCAAUCGAAGCUAGUGCUAGAGCAGAAGGCAGUUUCGUGUAUAAAGUGUACUGUAAUCCUAAGUUGAAUUUAAAACUGUGUGUAAGUGUGUGUGGAACUGCUUGUAGACCCAACUCCACGCUCCACGCCAACUUCCCCUAAAGCACAAUUAUCUAGAACCCACCCACAUCCCCCACUAAGCGCUUAGUACGAUUGAUUUACCAAAGAAAUUUGCUUGUGUUCGUUCGGCGGCGAACAGGAGAGAAAUUCGAAAUGAGAUGUUAUUAUUAUGCUAAUGUAUUAACGCACAUUCCCACAUGCCCAUGACCGGAAACGAACACGAUUCUUGGCUGCGUUGCUGAAUGCACCUGCCACGCGUAAGUGGAGUUGUGGCGAACUCAAAAAUCGUAUAAUGUGUAGAAUUUUGAAUUUCCUUAUAGUCAUACAAACAAUUUUUAUAAAAUAACGGUAUUGUUAAAAAUAAAGCAAAUGUUAAAACCACGAA
This is a messenger RNA of Drosophila elegans, 2279 nucleotides long. RefSeq names its product rho GTPase-activating protein 68F (gene RhoGAP68F). Gene Ontology annotation, cellular component: cytoplasm. The record is from RefSeq and is a predicted model, not a curated record. The transcript is spliced from 7 exons. Lineage: Eukaryota; Metazoa; Arthropoda; Insecta; Diptera; Drosophilidae. Bases 427 to 1695 code for a protein of 422 amino acids. Gene Ontology annotation, biological process: small GTPase-mediated signal transduction; negative regulation of endocytic recycling. Gene Ontology annotation, molecular function: GTPase activator activity.